UAAAUAUAUGUUGGCAACAAAUUUGAAAAUCUGAUAACGAAUUGUAUGUGAUUUUUUAACUUACCUUCGUAUUUACGGAAGUGAUUUCCGUAAUUUUUAAUUAUACAGAAUGAUUUUUGUAUGUGUUAGUUCGUUGAUGUUUUAAGAUGAGUUCGUUAGAAAAUAUUUGCGACAUAAGGAUUUCGGAUUUGACUGACGAGAAAUUCAGAAGUGAGUAUGUACCUCGAUUUCUCAACACACUUAGAGAACGAUGUAGCUGGUUAAUAGGAACUACAUCAUCGGGCCAAGAUGAAAAUAAAAAUAUCUCAAAGACUCAGGAAAGUGCAAGAUCGAAACAUCCCGUUGAAUUCAGACAGAGAUCGCCUAAUACAGUUAAGUCAUCGAAAUCAAAUAGAAAGAAAUAUGUGCCUUUUACGACGGUAGAACGGAUCAAACCGUUACCACCCGACAUUUCAAACGUACAAGAAUUUCCUCCGAUUGAUGUAGAAUUUCCAGUUAAACAUCAUAAAAAGUAUUCGUUGCUUCAUAACCGUUUUACUGUGAAAAAAACUGAAUCUCAGUCAGAACAGCGUAAUGAUUGCCAUAAAUCUACAUUCUUUCGUGGAGAUAAAGUGAAUAAGAAUUCAUUGAAUCAUUUACAGACUGAAGAUUUUAAUUAUACUUACGAAAAAUGCUCUAACGUUUCUGAUAGUGAUAAGUGUGAAAGUGACGAAAAACAAAAUGAUAGUGAUUUAGAAGUUAUUUUGCCUUCUUUUCAAUUGAUUACUAGUAAAGAAUGUGUCGAUAAUUUGAUAUGUAUAUAUUGUAAGUGUGUCGAGACUAAUUCCAUACCUAAUUUAAGUAUGGAGUUGUAUUUUUUAUUCCAGCUUUUCACGGCAAAAGCUACCCAUAAAAUGAUUACGGAUGUUGACACCGGUGCUCCCUUAAAUACGAUACAUAACUGUGUAUAUUUUUCUACCUCGGUUUUGAAUAGACAACGGGAUUUAUUGAGUGUGCUUGAUCGUUCUACCUUGCGUUUGAUGUGCCAGAUUCCUCGUUUGUCGGAAUUUUCUAAAGAUUUGCACGAAUACAUUUUGGAACUUUCUGCAGAUAAGCCACCUGUUUCGAUUCACAGGACUUCUUCGAUUCAGGGUGUUUCUUUUCAAGCUGAUACCGAUAAUAGAAAUAAUUUUCCAAAUGAUCAAACCUUUAAUACUUUUAAGAAGCAGAGGGAUAUGUUUUAUGAACUAUUUCGAGAAUGGAAAGAAGGACAUUUUGCCCCUGAUUGGAUUAAAAAAAGUAACUUUGUUGCCAGAGUCAGAAACAUUAGUUCAACUGCUGUUAAUGCUAGUCAUUUGGCAAGACUGAUUCAUUCUCAAUUAACAGCCAUUUGUGAUAAUGAAGCUGAAAAUGACAGAAAUGAAGAAGAAAUUGCCAGUUUGAAACGUUCAUUUCCUGAAAAAUUUGAGAAACUUCAGCAAAGAUUUAAAACACCUGUAAGAGUAACUGGACCAAAUUCACCUCCCUCUUUUCAUGGAUCUCAAGAAUUUUUCAAAGAUUUUCUGGAUGCUGCCAAUUCGGUGAGUUUAAAUCAACAUUUAAUAGAUAAUUUUAUAGCAAAAAUUAUUGAAUUGAAUCAGAUAGAAUUGGAUGUUGAUGCUAGAAUGGGUAUUGAUGAGAUGUUAAAAGCAAGAUACUUUAAUAGUUUAUGUUUAUUGCGAAUGCUUGCAAAGUUCUUGGGAUAUCUAGUGUUUUUACCAUAUCAAAACUGCGAUUUUAUUCCAGCUGACAUAAUAACUAUUCAAUGUUCGUUACGUAAUACUUGUAUUCCUCCUCUGGAUAUUUGUGGAUUACUUUUGGAUGCAAUGAAAAAUAACCGGUUGAUUUUAACGGUCCCGUGGGUAGUAGAAUAUAUCAGUAUGAUGGAUCCAGUGGCACCACAUUUAGAGUAUUAUCAGAGAGUGUUUGAAUUAAUUUUUCACAUAUAUAAAUCUUUAAAUCAUACCAUGUACAGCAAAAAUAGGCACUUUUUAAAAUUUGUUUUAGGCUGGUUAUUUGAAAUGCCUAAUUUUCCCACAUCAAGUUUUUUUCUGUGUAUUGAUAAGUUGCAGAGUGCAACUGUAGUUGUUGAAGGACUUGAUAUGUUAGAUAUUGUGGAUCAGCAAACUAUUUAUUUAUGCUGUCCAUUUUUAAGAGAAUUGCGAAUUUUAUUAGAAGAAUACUUGAUUGGAAUAAAGAAAAAAGGACAGCAAAUUCGAAAGAUUAACCCUGUAUCUGCAGAUAAUGUAUCAUCAUCAUGUAUUACUGCAGAACAGUUGGAAUAUAAAUUGGAAGAUAAUUUUUUUCACUUACAGUCAUCAUCUGUUAAAAAAACUGUGGAGUUUGUUGCCGAGCGUAUAGCAGCAAAAGCCAUUCACCAAAUUCGAAAUGAAAUAAUUCCCUUGACAAAACAGAAAACUCUUCCAAAAUUGAAAGAAGAUAUUGAAAAAAUUAUAAAGCAUGAACAUUUGUCAGAGAUCAUCAUUAUCAAAAUUUCAGAUAUUUCUGAAAACUUAUAUAUUGAAAUGCAAAAGAAAGCUAUAAAAUUUGCUAAACUAUAUUGUAAGUAUGAAAUUGAGAAAGUAAUGCCAUUAUUACUACAGAAUGAGAUGUGUCAAGAAGUUUUAAGGAUUUGCAAUUCCAUAUCAUAUCGUAUGGCAAUUAAUAAAGUUGUACAAUGGACAAAAACAUAUGUUACUUUUAAUUAUGUUUCAAAUGAUUUGAAGGCAGAAAUUGAAAAAAUGUUUAAAAAGAAUAUUGUUCGUAAGAAGUCAAGUAAUUUUAAUCCAAUGGUUGCACCGUCCGAUUUAAUUAUUGAUUUACGUAAAAUAAUUAAAGAAAUACUUCAAAAAAAAUCAUGUUGUUUUGAAGAUGUUGCCAAGCAAUUAUUACAAGUUAAACAGGUCUUUGUUAAUAAGGAGAUAGCUCAAAAUGUUUCAAGAAUGAUAGGAUCAAUGACUGUAGAACUUUGGUUAUUUUUAAUAAUUUAUGAACCAAUUUUAUCAGAAAAAUUUUUUUGUGAUUUUAGUUAUCUAUGGUGUAAUAUCUUUACAGAUAAUCUUGAUGUGUCUACUUUGCUAUGUCCUAGAAAUUUGAAAUUUCUUCUUCUGUCACAAAAUAUAGAAUGCACUUGGUCAAAAUUUACUAAACUUUAUCAAAAUUUACUUCAAAAUAAAAGAAUUUUAGUAGAUGAUUUACAGAAGAAUUGUAAAUUGAUUUUUAGACAAAAAUGGCCUAAAAGUAUAAAAAACAAAAUCAUAUUAUUUAUAAGAGAUUGUUCUUGUGAUUCUGAAUCAUUAUUUCUUAAUAAUAAAGAAAAUAUUUAUGUUUAAUAAAUUUAUAUGAAAUGUGAAGAAAUCAUAAAUUGGAUAAAUAUCAAGAAAUUGAAAAUUAAUUUUCUUUAAUAAUUGAAUGAUUUCUGGCAUUGUGGCAUUUGUAUGAUUUCAAAUCAUUUAGCUGUCAAUUUUUAAUUAAAAAUAAAUAA
Centruroides sculpturatus (bark scorpion) is the source of this 3502-nucleotide messenger RNA. It is a transcript of the gene dlt, whose product is annotated as codanin-1-like. Gene Ontology annotation, biological process: chromatin organization. The transcript has a single exon. Gene Ontology annotation, cellular component: nucleus. NCBI's taxonomy places the organism in Eukaryota, Metazoa, Arthropoda, Arachnida, Scorpiones, Buthidae. The record is from RefSeq and is a predicted model, not a curated record. The coding region runs from base 147 to 3350 and encodes 1067 amino acids.